GGAAGGGGAAAUGUCCACGCAUGUGAAACGAGUGCGGAUUGGUCGCCCUAGUAGGUUCACGUGAUCCUCUCAUGUGACGUCACUUCAACCCAGAGGGAGAACUAAAGCGAAACUUUUUCGGUAUCCCAGUAUGUCAGUUCGUCUCCCGUCUUCGGGACGCGUAGGUCGUGUGUGUGUAAGUGCUCGUGGUCUAUGCAGUGUCAAAAAACUUAACAUUUAUAAAAUCUGGACGCCAUUUUCUUCCCCCCCGUGCGCGACAUAUUUCAAAAACACACACACAAACCCCCUUUACUUAUUACUAGUCGAUAGGCCAGUGAUCUUCUGCAUGAAUCGUCGGUACGUUGCUCACUGGUAUCAGUACUUGAUCUCCGAGUCAAUAUUCAUGUGGAUAUCGAGAAUCGCCAAAAGGACGUCGAAGACGGAAAGUCAUGCAAUUGGAUGUGGAAAUGUAUCUCGCUGCUAGUCCACCGCUUUUCGUCAGUCCUCUGAUGGGUCCGUUAGAUGUCAGCACCGGUCGUUCUGCUUUCCGUCGUCAACCUUUUACAUCGUCUUAUCGCGUCCGCCAACCCGCAACAACUAUCAGCUCAUUGACGAACGGAAUCAACAAUCUCGAUUUUGAUUUUAGCAAUAUGACGCUGUCACCUGCCCUAAUGAGAAGCGCAGCUGCUUCCGAAUCGAUUGGCAGGCGUAGCGUCCCUCUCGCCUCACGUCACAAUCGUAGCACAUCGGUCGUCGUUAACGCUCCGCUUCGAUCCUGUCUAGUUGUCCGUACUGAUGCGGAUUCGUCAUCAAGUGAACUUGCUUCGGAGCCAUCCUCGCCCGUCAGUGAGGAUGCGGCCGAACCGAUGUCGCCCACCAAAACCAAGAAGCAUGUCGUGUUUGCCGAUGAUAAAGGACUCUCUCUGACGCAAGUCAAGAUGAUGACCGAGCCCAGCGAUUGCCCGCCACGAUGGACUGCCGAAUUUCUAGAACAGGUGACGGGUGGUGCCUCUGCAGAAGUCACAGCUGAUCGCUGGGAAUUGACAUUUGCCCAGCCUGCUUGCGAUUAUCUGGACUUCCGAUCGCGUCUCGACAAGCAAAAUUUAUCGCUGGAGAACGUCCUAGUCCAGGAGGCGGACCAGCAAUUGAUUGGCACCGUCAAAGUCAAGAAUCUGUCGUUUUCCAAACAAGUGACGAUCCGAGUAACAUUCGAUAACUGGGCGUCACAGACGGACGUGGAGGCUACAUUCGUGCCCAGUGGACUUCAAGGUGCGACUUCGCUGUCAGCCAUCAACCUGUUCGACACCUUUUCAUUCAAAAUCUUGAUUCCAGCAGUGGUGCCAUCUAAUCGUAUCCAAUUCUGCAUCCGUUUCAAGAGCGACGCUGGUGAAUUCUGGGACAAUAACAUGGGCAAAAAUUACGUCGUUAUCAAACCCGUCAUUGAAUCUAUGAAGAUUGGAACGAAUCCAAGUGUAGGCGGAAAUAAAUUGGGGUUCAUCAAUGGCUUGACGACAGACAACAGGCGAUCACUUACCGGCAAAUACUCUGAUUUGAUGUCGGCCAAUUCCAAGAUCGACUAUUGGGCCGAUUUUGCCAGCUGGAAUCAUUUAGUCAACGAUUCCCCGUAUUGGUGAAAUAACAAAACCUGAAUAGCAAUUGAAAUGUUUCUUUUCUUUUUACAAACUUUUGUUUCAAGAGCGUUUGUGUUGUGUUGGCGCCGAGACCACGGAAAUUUCAAACUACCCAAUGGUGUUCCCGGUCGAGGUUCUCAAACGUACCUGAAAUAUCUUCACUUGAAAACAGCUCUCUGAUUCGCUUUCUUUUUCAGACACAGAAUCUUGUUCGAAGGAACGUUUUCGAGUACUUGGAAAUACCCUAGCAUGGGGAUUCCGUUUAGCCUUAGUCUCUGAAAAUUAAAGAGGAAAAAGGGAAUUAUUCAUGUUAUUCAAUUGUGUUAUGUUAUUGCGUGCCAAAAAAAAAUCUUUUUUUUUUUUUUUGGCUAGGAGGGUGUUAGUUGUGGUUUUGCCCUUUCAAGUUUGUAUGCUGUUUACAGUAGCCAUUUUUUUCAUGUUUUGCCUGAAUCAUCACAAUGUCUUGUGUAUGAGAGCCCUGUGUGUUUGUGUGCGUGUGUGCAUGUUUUGGAAAAUGCCGAUAAUAUCUCAUCCCACCUGCCCUUGUCAUUUGUUUAUACUUUUUAUAAUGAGUGCCUGUAGAUUUUUGUUCGCAUCAAAUUUUUUUCUUUUGGAUGACGAUGAUUUCAUUUUGGUGGUAGAUGUGUUCAAUGAAUUUUGUUUCGGAUGUGAUGGCAGAGAUGCUCGUCAAUAAGUGUCCAAUACGAGCUGUUUUCUGCAGCGGGCAAUACCAACUUUACAUAUACAUUCAUAUACAUAUUAAUUGUCAUGUGUGAUCACUUUGCAAUCAACUGAUGUAUUCAUCAUCACUAUUUACAACCGUCCUCCCAUGCUCAUAUACGCGUCUGAAUGUUGCCUGCGUGUGACCAUGUUAUGAGGCUAUCAAAAUCGGGAUCAUUCUUUUUCGCUUUUUUAAAAUUCAGAAAUAGAGCCUUAUUGACUAUA
Molecule: messenger RNA, 2555 nt
Organism: Daphnia carinata
Lineage: Eukaryota; Metazoa; Arthropoda; Branchiopoda; Diplostraca; Daphniidae
Gene: Gbs-70E
Product: protein phosphatase 1 regulatory subunit 3C-B-like
Exons: 2
Coding region: 429-1613 (394 amino acids)
Biological process (GO): regulation of glycogen biosynthetic process
Cellular component (GO): protein phosphatase type 1 complex
Molecular function (GO): protein phosphatase 1 binding; glycogen binding
Source: RefSeq, a predicted model, not a curated record